Enterobius vermicularis (human pinworm) is the source of this 525-nucleotide messenger RNA. The record is from the annotation of a GenBank genome assembly. Lineage: Eukaryota; Metazoa; Nematoda; Chromadorea; Rhabditida; Oxyuridae.
AUGAAUUCAGUAUGGUUAGGUAGGGUGGCGAGGUUUUGCAGGAAGUUGCAGGUUCGCAACGUCUUUUCGUUUAAAAAUCGUGAUGGGGACGUUUUUAUACCGCUUGAGCCGUGUCCGUCGAGGAUUGAUCAAAGUUUGGUUGAGGAGCCUCCGUAUUUUGAUGAAAAGUUGAUUGCUAAUCUUGAAAGGUUGUCGCUUGUGCGCUUUUCCAACGAAGAAGCUGUAGCGCACUUGAGGAUGGCUGUUCGUUAUGCGAAUCAGCUUAUGCAACUGGACACUGAGAACGUUGAGCCAUUGGAAACAGUGUUAGAGGACUUAGCAUGCCCACUGAGGGACGAUGUUGUGGAUCAUACAGUAAAAAAGAAAGAAGUACUUAUGAAUGCUGUAGAACUGGUUGAAGAUUAUUUUGUCUCACCACCAGGAAAUGUUCCUUUGCAAGAAGUGAGCAAUUUAGACUUGAGAAAAGUUAAUGAAUGGGACUUGGCAGCGAUGCAGGACACCAGCAAGAAGAAAUUGUUUAAGUGA